Molecule: messenger RNA, 4004 nt
Organism: Oryctolagus cuniculus (rabbit)
Lineage: Eukaryota; Metazoa; Chordata; Mammalia; Lagomorpha; Leporidae
Source: RefSeq, a predicted model, not a curated record
AUGCCACCCACCAGUGCCAGCGCCAAGCUCCCGGACAGCCGAUGCCGGCCCCACAGACAGGCGCCGCACUUGGCCUCCAGUGACUCAGUUCCCUUCCUGGCAAGGGUCCGGCAGUGGAGGAGGGGCCGUCACACACGGGAUGAGAGCUGGCCCCAAUGGGAGCCCAGGCUGGCUCCCCACCGCCGGAGCUGUCUUGGUGCCCAGGCCUUUGCCAGGAUCGAAGCCGGCGCCGAGGGAGUUGGGUCUCGCAGCCUCUGCACCUGCCAGAUGCUCUCCCUGGACGCGCUGGGCCCCGAGUGGGACUGCCCGCUGGGCUCCAAGGAUGUGGAGGAAGAGGAGGGCCCAUGGGGAGGGGGCUCCGGCCUGCCGCCCACCAGCUGCUUCCCCGGCUCCUGGCGCCAGGACGUGGGCCUGGACUGCAAGGGCUCCCCGGAGGGGGCUGAGGCCCGGGCCUGGACUGUCCAUCACUACAGCCUCCUGCAGAGCUGUCUACAGCAAGCUGGGCUCCCGGAGACUCAGGACCGCAGCCAGGUGCCCCGCACAGGUUGCCCCGGGGCCGAGGUGACCUUGUGCAUUCUGGGGUCCCCCAGCACCUUUCUGUCCGUGCUGCUGGAGGGGGGCGUCCAGAGCCCGGGGAACAUGCUCCUUUGCCUGUCCCCUGCUUGGCUGACGAAGGUGCCCACACCGGGGCAGCCGGGUGAGGCGGCGCUGCUGGUCUCCAAGGCCGUGAGCUUCCACCCGGGGGGCCUGACAUUCCUGGAUGACUUUGUCCCUCCUCGCCGGGCCACCUACUUCCUGGCGGGCCUGGGGCUGGGGCCUGGCCUAGGCCGGGAGGCAGCCGAGCUGGCCCGCAACCUGAGCUGCCCCACAGGCGCGUCCGAGGAGCUGGCCCGGCUGCUGGAGGAUCGGCUGCUGAUGCGACGGCUGCUGGCCCAGCAGGGCACCGUGGCCGUGCCAGCCACCCUGGCUUUCGCCUACAAGCCGCCGGGGCUGCUGCGGGGAGGGGCUGCCAGCCCUGGGCUGCGGCUGGUGGAGUUGAGUGGCAAGGAGGGCCAGGAAACCCUGGUGAAAGAGGAAGUGGGCGCUUUUCUGCGCUCCGAGGCCCUGGGCGCUGCCCUGCAGGUGGUGGUGAAGCUCAGCGGCUGGCGCUGGCGGGGGCAGCAGGCUUUGCGCCUGCACCCGCGGGCCGAGCCGGGCGCCGUGGCGGACACGGUGCUGGUCUUGCUGGAGAAGCUGGAGGAGGAGGAGAGCGUCCUGGUGGAGGCCGUGUGCCCGCCUGCCUGGCUGCCCCUCCCAGGCGGCCCCUCGCCGGGCCCUGAGCUGGCUGUGCGCAUCUGUGCUGUGGUGUGUCGGACCCAGGGGGACAGGCCUCUGCUGAGCAAAGUGGUGUGCGGCGUGGGCCGCGGGGACAGGCCGCCGCGGCACCAGAGCUCCGUGCCCCGGACCCUGGAGGUGGCCCUGGCCCAGUGCGGCCUGGGCGAGGCGGCGCAGGUGGAGGCCGUGAGGCAGCGCGUCAAGGCGGCGGCCGAGGCCGCGAUGGCCGCCGUGCUGGCCCUGGAGGCCGGCCUGAGCGCCGAGCAGCGCGGGGGGCGUCGGGCCCGCACCGACUUCCUCGGCGUGGACUUCGCCCUGACGGUGGCCGGCCGCGCGCUGACCCCCGUGGCCCUGGAGCUGAACGGCGGCCGGUGUCUGGAGGCGUGCGGGGCGCUCGAGGCGCUGUGGGCCGCGCCGCGCCUGGGGCCGGCGGCGGAGGAGCCGGCGGCCGCGCCGCUCGUGGAGACCAUGCUCCGGCGCUCGGCGCGCUACCUCAUGGAGGGCAAGCAGCUGCUGCUCGUGGGCGCCGGCGGCGUCAGCAAGAAGUUCGUGUGGGAGGCGGCGCGCGACUACGGGCUCAAGCUGCACCUGGUGGAGUCGGACCCCAACCACUUUGCGUCCCAGCUGGUGCACACCUUCAUCCACUUCGACGUGACGGAGCACCGGCGGGACGAGGAGAAUGCGCGGCGGCUGGCGGAGCUGGUGCGGGCGCGCGGCCUGCAGCUGGACGGCUGCUUCUCCUACUGGGACGACUGCCUGGUGCUCACGGCCCUGCUGUGCCAGGAGCUGGGUCUGCCCUGCAGCCCCCCGGCCGCCAUGCGCCUGGCCAAGCAGAAGAGCCGCACCCAGCUGCACCUGCUGCGCUGCCGCGGCCCGCCCUGGCCCGCGCCCUCGCUGCACGCCGUGCCCUGCUGCCCGCUGGAGAGCGAGGCUGACGUGGAGAGAGCCGUGCGCCAGGUGCCCCUGCCCGGCGUCAUGAAGCUGGAGUUCGGGGCCGGCGCGGUGGGCGUGCGGCUGGUGGAGGACGCCCCACAGUGCCGGGAGCACUUCUCCAGAAUCGUCCGCGACCUGCAGGCCGAGGCCGACCACCCGGGCAUCGGGCUGGGCUGGGGCAACGCCAUGUUGCUGAUGGAGUUCGUGGAGGGCACUGAGCACGACGUGGACCUGGUGCUGUUUGGCGGGCGCCUGCUGGCUGCCUUCGUCUCCGACAACGGCCCCACGCGGCUGCCCGGCUUCACGGAGACGGCGGCCUGCAUGCCCACGGGGCUGGCGCCGGAGCAGGAGGCCCAGAUGGUGCAGGCCGCCUUCCGCUGCUGCCUGGGCUGUGGGCUGCUGGACGGGGUCUUCAACGUGGAGCUCAAGCUGACCAGCGCGGGGCCCCGGCUCAUCGAGAUCAACCCCCGCAUGGGCGGCUUCUACCUGCGCGACUGGAUCCUGGAGUUGUACGGUGUGGACUUGCUGCUGGCCGCCGCCAUGGUGGCCUGUGGCCUGCGGCCGGCCGUGCCCCCCCACCCCCGCGCGCGGGGCCACCUCGUGGGCGUCAUGUGCCUGGUGUCCCAGCACCUGCAGACGCUCAGCUCCCCCGCCAGCCGCGAGACCCUGCAGGCCCUGCACGACGGGGGCCUGCUGCGCCUGAACCUGCUGGAGGAGGCGCUGGUGCCCGGCGAGUAUGAGGAGCCCUACUGCAGCGUGGCCUGCGCCGGGCCCAGCCCCGCCGAGGCCCGCCUGCGCCUGCUGGGCCUCUGCCAGGGCCUGGGCAUCGACAGGCCCAGCUACCCGGUGGCCCACUUCCUGUCUCACUUCAAAUAGCACUGGGGCCAGGGGGCAGGGACCAAGUGCUGGGGGAGGCGCCCCGAGGCUCUCCCUGCCUCUCCCUCUAGCCCCCCUCCCCCCAGGGCUCUUUCCCAGCCCCGCCCGGCCUGCCCUGGGGCCUGCGGGACCCCCAAGCCUGCUGGUCUCGAGGGCCACAGAAGCUUGGAGGUGGGGGCUGCUGGGCCUCCUUGCCCUUCCCUAAGGCCCAGUGCAUCCCCAGGAUUCUGGCCUUGUAGGUGUGACAGCAACUGCGUGCGCAUGUGCGCACACACACACACACACACACACUGCUGCCACCCCCCAGCCCUUCCCAGGUGCAAAUGGGCCAACCCGCCUCUCUUCAGCACCCCUCCAGGCCGGCUCCCUCCCUGCCACCUACAGGAAGGGAGCGAUCCUGGCUUUGGGACCUGAAUUCCAGGCUAGUUCCAAGUUUCUGGCCCAGUGAGCAGUGGAAGCAGUGACCAGAGGCCAGAGGCGGCAGUGCCUCUCUCUCCUCGUGCCCCCAGGGCAGACACGGCCGCCCCCAUCCUCCAGGCGAGCAAAUGAGCUCACAAAGGAAACGCGGCUGCCCUACGAUGACACCACCGCGGGCGGAGGGUCACGGGACACCAGGAACGCCGGGUUUUGCCUUUUACUAAGUCUUAACGCGCAACUCCGCUUCCAGGCACUGUGACUGCUGUGCCCGAGUCGUUGUGAACGCCUCCCUCCAUGCCCCAGGCUCCCCCCCAGGCUCCCCCAGCCCCCCACCCCUAGCGUCUGCGCUUCGGCCUCCGGCAGGCACCUGCCCCUGAGUUCAGCAGGGAGACUGAAGACCUGCGCAGCACGGGGCCCGCGCACGGCGGCCCACACUCCCUUCCCCAAUAAAGGCUGAUACACUA